Hippocampus comes (tiger tail seahorse) is the source of this 2502-nucleotide messenger RNA. It is a transcript of the gene esrra, whose product is annotated as estrogen-related receptor alpha. Gene Ontology annotation, molecular function: steroid binding; sequence-specific DNA binding; nuclear steroid receptor activity. The coding region runs from base 353 to 1654 and encodes 433 amino acids. Gene Ontology annotation, biological process: regulation of DNA-templated transcription. NCBI's taxonomy places the organism in Eukaryota, Metazoa, Chordata, Actinopteri, Syngnathiformes, Syngnathidae. Gene Ontology annotation, cellular component: nucleus. The record is from RefSeq and is a predicted model, not a curated record. The transcript has 8 exons.
UGUUUGAAACUGGACUAUGUAAAGACAGCUUCAGCUGUGUGAGUCGAAGGUGAGGAUUUUAAUACCUGUGUCUUGGUACCAAGCAGGCGAAGAAGACCGUGUCGCUCGGAGCUGUCAUCACGAAUUCCUCGGCCAAGUCACCGUCAGGUGUGACAAACACGAUAUUGCUUAACAGUGCCGUCAGAUCGCUCAAGCGAACGGUGGACUUGCUCGUCCCGCAGAGCUGCUUGGCCCCAGAUAUAAAACCCGGUUUCUGUUGUUCCUGGUGUCCCGACAACAGCUGUCGACAACCUACAGCAGACCCUGGGAAUCGCUUACUGUAUAUAGGCUUCCAGUCCAGCAAACAGACAACAUGUCUUCCAGGGAUCGCCGGUCAGAUGUCUACAUCAAGGCAGAACCGAGCAGUCCAGAGGGAGGUGGUGGAGGUCGGACGAGUCCCGGCGGGGCCUCCUCUGACUCCUCUCAAAGUGGAGGUGGAGAGGCCAGAGGAGACGGUGCUAAACGCUAUUCGCCGCCGCUCUACACACCAGCCUUGCGUUGCCACUUCAAAGACGAGAGUGGAGAUGGAGCAGAUGAGGGAUCCACUGGAAAUGGAGCCGGGCGGUGCAAGUAUGCCCUGAGCACGUUACCCAAGAGGCUGUGUUUGGUGUGUGGGGAUGUGGCUUCAGGCUACCACUACGGCGUGGCUUCGUGCGAAGCCUGCAAAGCAUUCUUCAAGAGAACCAUCCAAGGUAACAUUGAAUACAGCUGUCCCGCAUCGAAUGAGUGUGAGAUCACCAAAAGGCGCAGAAAGGCUUGCCAGGCAUGCCGCUUCACCAAGUGCCUCAAAGUGGGCAUGCUGAAAGAGGGAGUUCGCCUUGAUCGGGUCCGAGGUGGACGGCAGAAGUACAAAAGACGCCCUGAAGUGGAGAAUGCAACAUACCAGAGUGUCCCUCUAUCAUUGACUAAGGACAACGAAAAGGGUUCUUCAAACAUCAUCGUGUCCCACCUGUUAGUCGCCGAGCCAGAAAAGUUAUUUGCAAUGCCUGACCCCCUCCAGCCUGACACGGCCCAGCGCACCCUUACGACCCUUUGCGACCUUGCCGACCGUGAGCUGGUCGUCAUCAUUGGCUGGGCCAAACACAUUCCGGGCUUCUUGUCUCUGUCGCUAGCAGACCAGAUGUCUGUGCUACAGUCCGUUUGGCUGGAGGUGCUGGUGCUGGGAGUAGCGUACCGCUCGCUUGGCUGUGAAGACGAGGUUGUCUUCGCCGAGGAUUUUGUCCUUGACGAGGAAAUGUCUCGCGUUGCCGGCCUAACGGAGCUAAAUGCGGCAAUCAGUCAACUUGCCCGACGUUUCCGUGCCCUAAAUGUGGACAGAGAGGAGUUUGUCAUGCUAAAAGCCAUUGCGCUCACUAACUCAGACUCUGUUUACAUCGAGGAUAUGGAGGCUGUGCAGAAGCUGCGGGAUCUCCUCCACCAGGCCCUACUGGAGCUGGAGUGUCAGCGGCGUCCGGACGAUCCCCAGCGAGCCGGGCGCCUCCUUUUAACGCUGCCACUACUCCGGCAGACCGCCGGUCGGGCUCUGACUACUUUCUACAGCAUCAAGACCCGUGGCGGUAUACCCAUGCACAAACUAUUUUUGGAGAUGCUGGAAGCCAUGAUGGACUCACCCUAAGAAGGGAGCAAGCGGCAAACGUAGGAUGACGCAGAGAGUCGAUAUGAGUGGGUGAAUUGUUUGUCACAAAAGAGGUUUUAAUAGAGAAUUAUUCAUGAGAAAAGGGAUUCUUUUUCCGUUGUAGCCGACACGAGAGAAGAAGCGGGGUUUAAAAAUAAAGACUGUGCCAGCGCUUAAGUUGUAACUGUCAAAGCUUCGGUGAGCACUGUCAAGUUCCACAUUUGUGUGGACAAAAACAGAGAAGCGAUACAGCCUGAAUGCCAAGUUACUUGCUGUGGCCUCCGUGAUGUUUCGUCGUAGCAUCAUUCUGCAGUUGCAUAACCACUGGAGAGAACAUGGAAGGCGUCAAGAACUGACUGCAGUCAUGUGGCUUUUGAACUUUGGAACGAAUGCAACAGUGACUCAUGAAAGCCAUAACAUAUCCGGAAAAAGACUUGAGGGUCCACUUUAGUACACAGGGUGCAUUAAUUUACUAUAGCUUAGUGCCGUUGAAGGCAGUUUUAUUUUAUUUCAAAGACUUUUCUCGCAAUAUGCUCAAAGCAAUAUAAUAAUUGAUUCUUGUCUGUCACCUUAAAAAUGAAAUAUGGUGUAAGUUACUUCCUAGUUAGUCAUGGGCUGGUAGUUUUCCACUCUCAGGACCCCAAGUACUUUUAUUUCAGCCACGGACGGGUUUGGACCUGGUAUGUGGUGCACAUUUUUGGCCAAAUCCCAAUUAUUUUGAUUAAUACUGUAAUCACAAUUAUUAAUCACAAUUAUUCAUCAUGGUAGGGAAAAUAUCAGUAUUUUGACUGCACUGCUUUUCAACAAACGAAACAGCUUUUUGUGCAAAAUUAAAUAUAUAUAUAUAU